This is a messenger RNA of Oreochromis niloticus (Nile tilapia), 1013 nucleotides long. It is a transcript of the gene dnali1, whose product is annotated as dynein, axonemal, light intermediate chain 1. Gene Ontology annotation, cellular component: ciliary base; axoneme. Lineage: Eukaryota; Metazoa; Chordata; Actinopteri; Cichliformes; Cichlidae. The record is from RefSeq and is a predicted model, not a curated record. Bases 140 to 907 code for a protein of 255 amino acids. Gene Ontology annotation, molecular function: dynein heavy chain binding. The transcript has 6 exons.
CGCACACAUUAGAACGUAACGGACGCUGUUGCCAGGACAACCCAAACAAUGAGCGUGAGCUUUCUGUAACUAAAGGCUAAACCAAGAAGUUUCCAGUUUUACUGUAUAACUUUAUUCUAUCCCUCUAUUGUAAACGACAAUGAUUCCUCCAGCUGACACGCUGUUGAAAUACGACAAUCCAGUUCUGGUCAACAAAAGCACAGACAGAAAAUCACCAAAGGGACGCCCUUUGAAAGUAAGCCCUCAGCAGCCCAUUGACUCUACACCUGUUCCACCACCUCCUAAACCAAAAUCAGCCUCUACUGAGGCUACUAAGCAGGAAAAUGAGGAGAUCCUCAAUUUAAUCCUCCCACCCAGGGAGUGGAUGGAGGGAAACCAACUGUGGGUGCAGAAAGUAUCCAGUACACCUUGUACAAGAACAGAUGUGUUGCACCUAGAGGAACUCCUAGACACAAAACUCCAGGAAAGACAGGCCAGAGAAACCGGCAUCUGCCCUGUCCGCAGGGCGCUCUAUUCCCAGUGUUUUGAUGAAUUAAUCAGACAGGUAACCAUCAACUGUGCUGAGAGGGGUAUGCUAUUGUGGCGGGUCAGAGAUGAGAUUCAAAUGACCAUUGCCGCCUACCAGACCGUCUAUGAAAGCAGCAUAGCUUACGGCAUGAGAAAGACACUGCAGGCUAAGAAGGGCAAAGCUGAUAUGAAAAACAGAAUUUUGGAGCUAGAGAACGAGAAACAAGAACUGAAGAAGGCGCUGAAUGAAGAGAAGGCUAAAUGUGAAACAGUUGAGAAGAUAGAAGCUGAAAAACGACAGCUGGAAGAAAAGAGGCACAAUGAGGAGAUCCAGCUCCUAAAGAGAACCAACCAACAGCUUAAGGCCCAACUGGAAGAGAUAAUUGCACCAAGGAAGUAAAAAAAAAAAACCCCAAAACUUAGCUGGCAUUUCUCUGUACAAGAUUGUAUUCAUUUAUAAUUCAUCUUAUUGCUUAAUGAUACAUUAAAGUAAAAACUUAGUGUAA